Gigantopelta aegis is the source of this 942-nucleotide messenger RNA. RefSeq lists its product as uncharacterized. The coding region runs from base 70 to 897 and encodes 275 amino acids. The transcript has 8 exons. Lineage: Eukaryota; Metazoa; Mollusca; Gastropoda; Neomphalida; Peltospiridae. The record is from RefSeq and is a predicted model, not a curated record.
GCAUGUACCUAUCUGAUAAACUAUUAAUAUAAAUAAAAAAAUCCAAAAGGAAUCGAUGCGACCGACAACAUGAUUCGUUUAGUAGUAAGCACAUUAUGCAUAUCAGCAUGGCUGUGGUUUGGUGAAAUCUACGUUGGAGAAUCGUCUGUCGUCAACAGAGCGGGAUGGGUGUGUCAGGUACAAGACAAGAUCUACCACGAGGGAGACAACUUCACCAUUAGCAGGAGCGGACCGUGUCUCGUGUACCAGUGUCGCUUUGGACUGGCCAGGGUCGUCAACUAUGGUUGCCUUCACCAAAACAAAUGCCUCAGUCUUGGAGACCAGAUAGAAACCAACUGCGUGAAACAAGAAUGUGUGCACGAGAAUGGAGGGGUGGGAUUCAAAGCUGUUAAAUAUGGCUGCCCAGCUGGAUCAGGGUGUAUUGACGUGGGCCAGACUUACAAAGAUGGCUGCUAUGACUUCAUCUGUGAGAAAGACGUGGUGGGCGGCAACGUGUACUACAUACUGAAUCGCACAUCGUGGGGCUGUUACUACAAUAACAGGUGUUUCAAAGAAAACGAAAUUGUUGUGCGUAACUGUGUGACAAAACGAUGUGAAAAGAGGGGAUUCAUCGUCGGCAUGUUUGAUACCAAUAAAGCCUGCAAGGCGGAAAAUAAGUGUUAUAUGAUCAACGAAACGUACACGAAAGACUGCACCAUCUUCACGUGUCAGGAGCAGAGCAUUAACGGAAUCAAGUUCUAUGGCGUAUUUCCCACCGGCGUUUUGUGUCAAGAUUCGGAAGGUAACUGUCACAAGAGCGGAGAGUUAUUCUCUAUUGGCAUAAACAACCACAUACGUCAUAACUGCACUUGCCAGAUCCAUGGGCUCAAAAUUAACUACGGUUGCGCUCUUCAAUAAGGGAAACAAAAUCAUAAAAUAAAAAAUAAAUUUUUUGAAAAAAUA